AUGGACCAAUAUGACUAUGACCUGGAUCCCUUCUCCAGUGAAAGUCUUUGGAGACUGUCAAAGUUCAGCAUAGAAGCUCUACAGCCAUUGGAGUCUCUACCAUGGAAUGCUUCACUGUCUGAGGAUCCUUCAUCUUGCUUCAAAAUACCAACCCAAUUUACAGACAAGGUAGAUCCUGUAUGGAAGCUGGAUCUCUUUCCCAGUGGCUUGGGGCCCCCCGAUUCUACUGCCGGGUCUAGCAUCGACCUAUCCAUAGAUGGCUCAUCUGAUACGUCUGGCGAUCCAUUGAAGGAACCAUCAAGCGAAGAGGACGAUAUUUGGUCACCAGAAUUGCUCCAAGAAGAUACUGCUCAACACCUACCCCAAAAGUCAUGGGAGAGGUACCACGACCGACCAUUUCAAGAACCAAUAUCAGCCUACGUGAGCGAAUCUGGCGCUCAAGGAUUUGACGCCGUAUUGGCACACCAAAAAUCCACAAGAGGACAAUCUGCACCACGGGUAGUGCGAACAGAUGUGUUCUUGCGAUCACUGCUUCGCCUGGGACUUGGAUGGAGCUCUGCCUUUUUCCGUUGGGAUGGAUCCAACAGUCGUUUCAAUAGAGAGAUCAAUGACUUCUCCGUCUCCGGCAUCAGCUCAUUAGCCUUGGAAAAUGUCAUUGAAUACGUUCUCAGCAUUGGUACUAAUGUGCAGCGCAUGCGAACAUUUGCACAGGAUCCACCCGCCAAGUGCAAGGACUUGCCCGCUCUUUACACUUUGAGCGGAACGACUGCGGCUAUAAUAUUCACACUCGAGCAACAAAUCUCUGAGAAUUCCAAAAGUAUUGUGUCGCUCCUCCAAAUUAAGGCCCUAUUCCACCGAUGUGGUGACAUGGUGGGCGCCCUUGCUGCUAUUGUUAGUGCGGCCCAAAAAGGCAUUUCCGAUGCGCAAGUCAUCUCUACCAUCAUGGAACGCGCUGCAUUCUUCACUCAAAAAUUCGAUUGGAUGGAGAACCUUGUGCAUGAGAUUGUCAUUCGAGUAACCCGACCUUGGUUUCAGUUUGUCGAGAACUGGGUCGGACUUCGAUCAGAAGAGACGGCGCUCGACCAAGUACUAGCAGGUGGUAGAUCCUUUGUUCGGAUAGAGAUUGGGGAGCCUGGCAAAUUCAAGACUGGACCUGCACGGGUUGACCACAUAUACCAGGCAGAACACAUGCCAUCUUUCAUCCCAGCCGACCAAGCCCGCUCUAUAUUCGAAAGUGGAUGCAGUCUUCAAUUGCUCAAACAAUCUCAUCCUGAUCAUCCUAUUGCGAGACGCGAUGUACUCUCUCGGAUGGGUGGUAUUCAGCUGCAUUGUGCUACUACUUGGGCCGACAUUGAGAAAAUACAAACAAAAGCCCAAGAGUAUGAAGCGAGUCUUCGCGCCGAGAUUGAAAGAUAUCAUCGCGGUCAUUCUACUGAAACUCAUCCCACGAGUGAGGACACUUGUCCUGACAGAGUUGACAUCGGGAAAACCUUUGAGCUUUUUGAUAUCGACGGAGAAAAUACUGCCAAGGGACCGAUUAAUAACCAAAUGACUCUUUCAAAGGAUGCCUUUCACCAACUGAUUAGAAGAGCACGCAAAAUCGAACCUGACCGCAAUGAUCAAACAGAUCCGCUCGGUCCUGAAUUGACAUCCGGUCUCCACUUGUCCAUUGCGCCAAUCCUUGCAUCUCAAGCCCUACUCAUUGAUUACUCCUGCCUCCAUCAUCUCUUUAAGGAACACAAAGUUCGUCACCACCUGAGUAUGCAGUGGCGGUUUCAGCUGCUUGGAGAGGGGUCAUUUGUAUCCCGUCUUUCCAACUCCCUCUUCGACCCAGAUAUGGAGAGUGGAGAGAGGAGAGCGGGAAAGAUUCGCAGUGGCGUGGACACUGGUUUGCGACUCGGGAGCCGCGAUACCUGGCCCCCUGCUAGCUCAGAAUUGCGUUUGGUCUUGAUCGGCCUGCUGGGCGAUUGCUAUUUCGGAAGAGGCGAUACCGAUGAUUCCGAAAAAGCUCCAAUACUAAAAGAUAAUGAGCUACCUGGUGGCCUCAACUUCGGCAUUCGAGAAUUGUCAGAUGAAGAAAUUGACCGGUGCAGAAACCCCAAUGCAAUAGAAGCAUUGGACUUCCUUCGUUUGCAGUACACGCCACCCAGAGUUCUCGAGUCCAUAAUCACCGCUCGUUCUUUAAGCAAGUACGACCAGUUAUUCAAACACUUACUCCGGCUACUGCGAAUGGUUUCUGCGGUCAAAGGUCUCGUCCGCGAUUCAACUUCUCGAGGAUCUCUGUCAGGAGACACGCGAAAUGUGUUUCAAAAGUUCAGAGUGGAUGCGCAACACUUUGUAUUGGCAUUCAGUGACUAUUGUUUCCAUAUUGGAAUUGGAUCAAUCUGGCAACGUUUUCAGGAAACACUGGCCAAGAUCGAACGCUGCAUCAACCGUGGUGACAUUGACGGUACGAUUGAAGCGGCCCACUCGGUACCUCGACUCCGCGACUACCACGAAGAUAUCCUCGAUCAAAUGCUGUUUGCGUUUUUCCUCAGCAAGCGCCAUGCACAGGCUGCUAAAUUGCUUGAGUCCAUCUUCGGUACCAUCCUCGCCUUUGGGCCUUUGUCAAGUGCAGAUGGCAAAGGAUAUCGCUGUGAGAGCGAAGGAGCGGUUCUCCAUCUGUAUCAGAAUUUCAGAAAGCAAACCUCUGCUUUUGUCGGCUAUCUACGCGGCAUGCAAUCUGGAAAGGCGACGUCGAAAUCGAUGGCCAAGUCCGGGACAUUCUUCUCUUCGAGGGUGGAUCCCACAAGUGUCUUUGAGCAUUUGCGGGUGAGGUUAGAUAUGAAAGAGUACUAUUGA
Messenger RNA from Penicillium salamii, 2841 nucleotides. NCBI's taxonomy places the organism in Eukaryota, Fungi, Ascomycota, Eurotiomycetes, Eurotiales, Aspergillaceae. The record is from the annotation of a GenBank genome assembly.